AUGGAUGAUUUACCCAAUCAUGAUACUACUCCAACUAAGAAAAACAAUAAUCUAGAAGCACCGUAUGAAGGGAUGCAAUUUAACAGUUAUGAAGAAGCCAAGGAGUAUUAUACUAAAUAUGGACGACGCAAUGGUUUUACAAUUCGUGUUCGAUCAACAAAUAGAACUCGGAGAGGCGUUGGGGAAGUGACAAAUGCUUAUAUGAUGCAAAUCCUUCUUAACGAAGACAAUAGUAUGUGGAAGGUGAUGGCAUUUUCAGAUGAACACAAUCACAAAUUUUUGUCACCACGAAAAAGAAUGCGUAUGCGGUCCGAUAAAUGCAUGCCAGAAGAUGUAAAGGAUAUGACAGAAAAAUUUCAUAGAGAGAACCUUGAAGUUGGAAAAGUUCCUGUAAUCCUUGAUGGACAACAUAUUGGAUUUAAUAAAAGAGAUUGUUGGAAUCAUCUCCGCAAUGUUAGGCACAAAAAUUUAGAACUUGGUGAUGCCCAAUCUGUCAUUGAUUAUUUACACAAGAAACAAAGUGAAAAUCCUCAGUUCUUUUAUAGAGUUCAAGUUGACGAACAUGGCAGAGCGGUAAAUUUUUUCUGGGUGGAUGCACGAUCACGUUUAUCAUACGAACAAUUUGGCGAGGUAGUUUUCUUCGACACUACAUAUAGAACCAAUAAAUAUGAAAUGCCAUUCGCACCAUUUACUGGGGUAAAUCAUCAUUAUCAAACUAUCCAAUUUGGGUGUGAUCUUUUACAAGAUGAGACUGAAGUUACAUUUUCAUGGUUGUUUAGCAUAUGGCUUGAAGCUAUGGGGGAGAAACAUCCAUCAACUAUCAUAACGGACCAAGAUGCUGCAAUGGUUGGUGUUAUAAAGAAAGUUUUCCCAAAAGCGCGCCAUCGUUUAUGCCUUUGGCACAUUAAGAAAAAAUUCCCUGAGAAAUUAUCACAGAUUUAUUUUAAGAAGUCAAAGUUCAAGGGAGAUAUGAAAGAAUGUAUUCAUCAUACUUACAAGAUACAAGAGUUUGAAGAAAGGUGGAAAAAGAAGAUUAUAGAGUUUGAUUUGAGCAACAAUGAAUGGUUAACUGAUUUAUAUGAGAUUCGAGAAUCUUGGGUACCUGUCUACGAAAUACAUUUUAUGCGGUUGCCAUUAGUCUCAUCGAAAACCAAUCUCAGAGAAUUUGCGGUUCGGUAUGCCCAAGCUGUGAAAGAAAUCGUUGAUAAAGAAGAUAGUGAGGAUCUUAUAUCAGAGCAUAAAAUCCCGAAUAUUGAUAGCAGAAAUUUGAUACUUAAGCAUGGUGCUACAAUAUACACUCGUAAUAUUUAUAACAAGUUUCGUGAGCAACUAUUAGACGCACAACGUUUCAAGUCUGAUGAAAUAGAAAGAAGGGAUGAAUUUAAUACUUAUUUAGUAACAUCUAAGAUUGGUCACCCGCAACAGUUCACCGUAAAGAUGAAGCCAGGCACGUAUGAGGGGUAUUGUGAAUGUCAAUAUUUUGAAUUUAAAGGUUUACCUUGCAAACAUGUGUUUAAAGUUCUUAUGAAGCUAGAGGUAGAUGAAAUACCACCACAUUUUAUUCUGAAGAGAUUGUUGAAAGGUGCCAAUUCAUUUAGAAUUAUGGAUGAAACAUUACUCUUUGAUAAUUAUGAGAACCCAGAUUCAUUUAGACUUAGUCAUCUUUGUCGAAGAUCAACUCAGCUGUCAUGUUUUGCUUCAAAGUCAGAUACACUGUAUAGAAUGGCGAUUGAAGUUUCAAGCUCUAAAAUUCAAGAAGAUACUGAAGUUGACAAAUCAAGUCAUCCGUUUAUUGCUGAUCCACAUAUAUCGCAAGUGAAAGGUAGACCUGCUGAAAAAUCGAAAGGAAAAGUAAAUAGUUCCGGUAGAAUGUUACGUUCUGUUGAAGCAUCAGUACCCAAGCCGAGAAAGUGCUCUUUAUGUGAGGAAUUCGGGCAUGACAAAAGAAAAUGCCCACUAAAACCAGAUAAAGAACAAUUGAAAAUUGUUGAACCAAGUUCAACCAAUGAGAACGCCACUACACUUUGA
Molecule: messenger RNA, 2028 nt
Organism: Papaver somniferum (opium poppy)
Lineage: Eukaryota; Viridiplantae; Streptophyta; Magnoliopsida; Ranunculales; Papaveraceae
Product: protein FAR1-RELATED SEQUENCE 5-like
Exons: 5
Coding region: 1-2028 (675 amino acids)
Biological process (GO): regulation of DNA-templated transcription
Molecular function (GO): zinc ion binding; nucleic acid binding
Source: RefSeq, a predicted model, not a curated record